Molecule: messenger RNA, 5124 nt
Organism: Hylaeus volcanicus
Lineage: Eukaryota; Metazoa; Arthropoda; Insecta; Hymenoptera; Colletidae
Product: integrator complex subunit 12-like
Exons: 5
Coding region: 414-1220 (268 amino acids)
Biological process (GO): snRNA 3'-end processing
Cellular component (GO): integrator complex
Source: RefSeq, a predicted model, not a curated record
CUAUCCUAUCGUUUUGUCCCAUAUUAUGUAAAAUAAUGGACACGGCGUGGGCGUUGAUUGAAUAUGGAAUAUGAUAUUAAAAAGCCUAGAUUCCCGUGAUCCGUUAUAAUUUUAUCAUCCAUUCCAUUCGAGUCGAAUAAAAAUUCUUUGUAUCGCGUAUUCGAAUGUGUUAUGUAUCAUUCGAAAACUGGGUAUCUUAAAUCUAAAUACAUUCGAACGAAACUUUAUUAACAUUCGUCGAUUUUUACACACCAAGAGAGUUUGUAAUUCGUAAUUUUAAUACGUGCAAUGUUUUUGAUUGCAACGUAUCGCAUGUAACAGUUAAAUAUAAUAAAUAAAGUGAUAGGUAAAUAUAUCACGGAUAACCACGCAUUAUCUCUUUAAUAAAUUUAUUAAAACAAGCCGACUGUACCAUGUCGCAGUUGGAUUUAGAUCCUCAAUUUAUGCAAGGUUUGCACCUUUUACAUUCCACUAAUAAAGACUCUGCGGAACAGCUACGCGUGCUCCUAGACGAAGCCAUCAAGCAAAAAUAUGGACCGUCUAAAAUGUUAUCGAACGUAUUACAUAAAAAGUAUAUGAUGGAGGAACCGGUGCUGAGCGAUCACAGCAGCAGCAGCAGUGGUAAAAAGAGCAAAAGCUCCGGAUCUUCUUCCAAACAUUCGAGCAAGUCGAGUAAAAACAGUUCCCCUGUGAAUCUACCGACGCGCGACACGCCGCCUGAUGUUAUACAGACUGAUAACACGUUAGCAUUAGAAAUAUUGGAGGAUGACCUGACGUGCGUUAUUUGCAAAGGAAUGGACGUUGGCGCGAGGAACAGACUGGUAGAAUGUUCGGAGUGCCAUUCUUUGUACCAUCAGGAAUGUCACGUUCCGCAUAUUUUAGAUUCUCAAAUAGAUGUUCCAGGAUUGGUCUGGUAUUGCUCGAAUUGUUCAAAGUCUCAGGUCUCUAAAGAGAGGAGUUCACCAAAAACAGUGAUAGAAAGCAAAUCCAAGGAACCAAAGAAAUCUAACGCGAGUGGCGGAAACAAAGUUACACCAAAUAUUCAUAUUAUAAGCGCAGACAGAAGGUUAAAGGAUAUGAUGAAGAAAGCAAAACAGGACAAACGAAGUACAAGUACUGCUCCGAGUUCAAAAAAUUCUUCGUCCAGUACAACAACGUUGUCUUCGACAAAAUCUCAGGAGAAAUCGCUACUGUACAAGAUCAAGUCAGGCGUGGAAUAAAAUUCUCGGCUAUACGAAUAUUUUGACAAUAUUUUACGGUAUAGAGGGAACUUGAACAAAUUAUAUAAUACCAAUUUUACGAGAGGAUUACGCGUGGAGCGAUUAAUUAAUUAAAGAAACAGCCGUAAUUACGAUUAACGAGUCGAUGAAAUUUAGAUGGAUAAUAUCAGUUUUAUAUCGAGCUACGCGCAGAAUCUAUGUUCCAGAUUGUACCAGAUUGUACGCGAAACUUACAAAUUUUACCUUUUACAUUGUUUUAAUCGAAUUUAUUACGAAAUAUGCACGGAAUGAUCGCCUGAAUGUAAUUUGUUAUCGUAACUUUUAGCUGAAAAAAUAUAAUUUUUUGUACGAAAAGGAGUCGUUCCUUUAACUUCGGCCAGAAGUAGAAUCGUGCGAAAGAAAGUUUUCGGGUAUUACAAGAAGAGGUGCCACGACCGUGAGGAUUCAUUUAUAAUACCAAUAUAUUUUUGCAAUUUUCCAAAUGCUUAUUUGUUUGUCCCUACGUCCCAUUGAAAAUUUGGCAAGAGUCAUUUCGUUCUCGAGUGUUACUUAAAACCUACUUAUAUGCGAGAUGGGGGGUUGAACACUAUUUACAGAGGACCUUUUUCAGGGGUUGCAUUUCGCGCACGUACACACAUCUAGAGACUCGCAUUCAUACGGCACACGUAAAGCGGUAUCGCACACAAUUUGCAUUCGUUGGCCGAAGAUAUACGGUGACCUAAUUAACACGAGUAUAAUGUAACGAGUAUAAAUGUAAGAAAUAGGAGAGUUUUAUGCGCGAAGAGGGCUUUCGGUAUCUAAUCAAUCUAAUGAAUGUAAAUUGAACGCGAGGGAAAUUUACAAUAAAUUGUAAUGAAAUAUAGUUCCCAAAAAUGUACAAAUUUUUGUUAAAAAUAUUGUAAAGUAUCGUAAGCUAUUGUAAGUUCACCGUAGCUCUUCGGCAGACUGUACGUACACAUUGUAGGCUACAUAACGAGGAAAAGACGCGCUCGAGAUUCGUGGCAACGGAAACGUCCACGUUUAGCAUAAAUUCUCAUGCACGCGGUGUUCCCGCGACGACGGAUACGCUUCGAGUCUAUUCUUUCAGGGAACGGAAUCAUCCCCCCCAUCGUUUUCCGAAGCUUAACAAAGAAUAAUUUUAAUUCGACACGACGUUCGGAUUUCGUCUAUACUACGAAGCAUGACAUACUAAUUCGACUCGUAAACCGCUGAAACAUUCCUCGAUUUAAUUACGAUACGGUACAUACGUUUAAUGCGGAAUUGACAAGCUUUUCAGAUGGAUGGAGUAAACUGUCGUGCGUGAUACGAAAUAACGAGAAAUUACGCCGAGUUAAUCGAUUCGUCUCUACGGAAUUUAACCGGUUGCGGUCGUACGUCGGCCAGGCCCCGACGAAACAGGGCGAAUUUGUUGACUUUACGAAUUCUCGAGUCUCAGAUAUACGGAACGAUUCGUCGAAGAUUGAAGCAAUAUGUUGUUAUUUACGUGAUGUAUCAGAACGUGACCUUGAAGUGACCUUGAAGUGACCUCAGCCCGAAGGACGUCGAGUACAAUAUAAAAUUUGAGAUCACCUCGACGUUUCAAGGUCUCCUUGACAAUUUCGAAGAUACAAGAUUCACAAGAAAUUUAGUUUAACUUAAACAUCGCUCUACAGAUUCUAAUUUCUGAAAUCAUCAAAUUCUCCGAUCGACGAAUCGUUUCAUAUUAUAAUCUCUGGUUUACAAUAAGACAUUGCAAGCACUUUUUCCUUAAAUGUCGUCAUAAUUUCGUCUCUCCUACGAUACGCAGGCAUUUUACACGAAGUCUGUACAGAGUUGUACAUUUAAGGAAAAACGUCGGCAGAGUUUCGUCGAGAUUCGUAUUCGUCACGCGUCGCGACGAACCUUUCGUACUUUCUAUUCCCGGUACAAGAUUCCGCGCGAAUUUUCCGAAACGAACGAUCGUCAAAGAUGUACCACACAAUUGUCGGGCGUCCUUUCGAGUUCCGAUAACAGCGACGAGAUGUAUAAAUGCGAAUAUGUGCGCACGUAUGCGAGCGUACGUCAAUCUGCGCUAUGCGCGAUUACUGUUAAAUCAAAGACAUUCGUUGCGCCCUCGAGAGAACCGUUCCUUACAUUGUGGACGUUACAUGGUUUUCACGUUUGUGUCUCGUGCCUCGACAAUCGCUGUCGCUAAUUAUCGCUUUAGCUAGGAAUGAAAAUUGUUUUCCUUUAAGUUUAUAAAAAAAUACAAGUCAGAGAAUUUUACAAUUCCAGGAGCUUCGUUUUUACGUAUCUAUUAUACUUAGUAUUCGCUUCGAUCGAACGUGUAUUUAGAGAGAUACCUACUAAAGGUUAAAUAUUCUUCGAACGAGUUUCGCUGAUACAAAAAUAUCGAGCAACAAUAUUUAAAAAAAAAAAAAAAAAAAAAGAAAACGGAGCGUUUCGGAUCGCAUACGUAUCUCUACCUAUAAAAAAGUAUCAUCCACAAUCUAAGGGAUAGUACGUAUCUGAAUAUACACGCGCGUACACUUUCAGCGAUUAAUUUAAUACAGGUUUCAAGUAUAAUUAGAAAAUGCGUACUCGUAACUCAAUAUCAAGCUCCUUACGAAUAACACAGGGCGGCGAUUGUUUAAACAUUUCGUACCGUGAAUUGUUCGUUAAAUUUCACACGUUUCCUUAACCUACGGUUUCGUGGGCGACACGGCGUGACAGUAACUUAAUGAUGGAAUUUAAAAAAAAAAAAAAGAUGUCUUUAAUUUACAACUAAAUUGUGUAUACACGAUACAUAAUUUGCGCGAUACUUUCGUUUAACAUAAAUAUUUGCGCCGCAAGAUCCGCGAUAUCGUAAUUACGAUAUCGUUCCGAUAAAAAUCUUUUUACAAAUAUUACCGUUGCAAUUUCGCUCAAGCUACGUCCAAUGUAGGAAGACGAAUAAACCGCGAGAACAUUCUAUUUUACAAAUUUAUUAAAAGAGAAAGAAAACUGUAUCGUUUGCGCGAACAAUUUGUUCAAAUAUUUGGAAAGACAUGUAUUUUGCUCGAUUUUCUAAAAUUUCUAUAUAGUCGGUAUGUAUUGUAGUCUACACAUAAAGUCGAAGAAGAAUAUACUCGAUGCAUUUGUAAAUAUAAUCACUGUUUUCAUCGUUCCUUUUAUACAUUCAUUUCUUACACAAGAGCGCGCACCUUGUUUGCCCUUUGUUUCGAACGUGGUCGCGUUAGACGUAAUGUUCUUAUCCGAAGAGUCGUUAACAAUUUCGAGCAGGCAGCAUAUUUAUUUUUAUUUUAUUCGAGAUGGUGUCAAGUGUAGCGUUACUUCUUUUUCUGCAAUGAAAACAAGAGAAAGAAAAAGAAGUCUGCCUUGUAUUAUACAUCAAGUAAUCCGACUCGCUCGAAGAUACGUUUACACUUUUCGAAUGAUAUAAAACAAAGUACGUUCAACAAAUAAGAAUGCUCGGCAAAAUAAUCCCCCGUUACUUACAAUACGCGUACUUUUUUUAAAUUCAAUAUACAAGAGAGUCGCUUUUAAUUCCUUACGAGUACCUUGAAUACAUAUAAGAAAAACAAACUGCGUGUUCUAGGCGUAUCGUAAAAAUGAUAACAGAAUGAAUAUAUAAAUAAUCAAAGAUUCAUCGGGUGCCUAGGCUCGUUCGUUCUGUUAUCAUUCGUUAUCUAAUUAUUCGCAACUAACAUUUUUUUUCUUUUUUUUCCAUGAAAUGCACACUGGAAACAUAUAGCGUAUACAAAAAUUAAAUUAUUACAUGGCUUCGAGGUUCGUAAUGCUUAUAAGUUUCUCCGGAGUGUCUCGUAACAUACGUGUUCCGUACGACUGAGAAACUUAAAUGCAAAAUAAAAGCAGCGGAAUCUAACGUCUCGAGAAAAUUGCAGCUGCUGCACGUACAAAAAAAAAAAAAGAAAAAGAAAUAAAG